Messenger RNA from Protobothrops mucrosquamatus (brown spotted pit viper), 653 nucleotides. Its product is annotated as sodium/calcium exchanger 2-like. Gene Ontology annotation, biological process: sodium ion transmembrane transport; calcium ion import across plasma membrane. Gene Ontology annotation, molecular function: calcium:sodium antiporter activity. The record is from RefSeq and is a predicted model, not a curated record. NCBI's taxonomy places the organism in Eukaryota, Metazoa, Chordata, Lepidosauria, Squamata, Viperidae. The annotation marks the transcript as partial. Gene Ontology annotation, cellular component: sarcolemma; postsynapse; axon. The transcript has 2 exons.
GUGUGGAAGACGAGGAUGAGGACGGGAGAGAGGAGAGGCUGCCGUCUUGCUUCGACUACGUCAUGCACUUCCUGACGGUCUUCUGGAAGGUUCUCUUCGCCUGCGUGCCGCCCACCGAGUACUGGAACGGCUGGGCCUGCUUCAGUGUUAGCAUCAUGGUGAUUGGCAUGCUGACCGCCCUCAUUGGCGACCUGGCCUCCCACUUCGGCUGCACGGUGGGACUCAAGGACUCGGUCAAUGCGGUCGUCUUUGUGGCCUUGGGCACGUCCAUCCCAGACACCUUUGCCAGCAAAGUGGCCGCUCUGCAGGACCAGUGCGCGGAUGCGUCCAUCGGCAACGUGACGGGCAGCAAUGCGGUCAACGUCUUCUUGGGCCUGGGCGUGGCCUGGUCGGUGGCGGCCAUUUACUGGGCUUUCCAAGGCAAAAACUUCGAGGUGCAGACGGGCACCCUGGCCUUCUCCGUCACCCUCUUCACCAUCUUUGCCUUCGUUUGUAUCAGUGUCCUCAUGUACCGCCGGCGGCCCCACAUAGGGGGUGAGCUGGGGGGUCCCCAAACUGCCAAAAUCCUGACCACCUGCCUCUUUGUGGGCCUCUGGCUGAUCUACAUCCUCUUUGCUGGCCUGGAGGCCUACUGCCACAUCAAGGGUUUCUGA